GGCCUCGCGCAGUUUCACUCCACCACUUCGCACCUAUCCGCCUACUACUCACACACAUAUUUCAGCUCUAGAUUCUCCCUAGAGUCCACCACCAUGCCGCCAGCGAACACCACCGGCAACCCGCUAAGCGCGGGCUCGCUUUCGACCUUAAUGGCGGCUAGUCUACCCAAGGCUCCAUGCCACCAGGUCAAAAAUGCCUACGAAGCAGUAGCACUCGCAGUCCACGCUGGAAUGAUCGCGGUUGGGUUCAGGCUUAUUGGCCUCGGGGAGGACGAUCGGAUAGAAGCCCAGGCAGACGCGCAUAACCCUCAGCCGCUCCCAGAAGCAUGGAACGCUUCCUCAUCGUACGCCUUCCGCUAUGCCCACUCACAAUCCUCGAUGGAGUACGUGGUAAAGGUGAAUCGGCUUGGCGGGAAGGCCGUAGUUUUUGGCAUCGCGGUUGGCGAUGACAAGACCACAAAUUUUGACGUCACAGUUAAAGACUACAUCUCCGAAUCUUCAUUGCCGUUAUCAAUCAGCUCAGAGGCUUCGGCAGAGGACGCCGCAAAGAAAAUUCAAGACGUCUACAUCUCCGCAGGCCGCCUUAACGACCUGGGUGCGCUUCUCAAGAUUUCGGUCAUCCAAAAAUUAGCGCCUGGGUUACACAAAGAAGGUUACGAGGAGACGAACACCCAGAACGAUCAGCAUGCCAAUAGUUCUCAAGACCCACCGCGGGGAGACGUCCCACGAGAACCGCGACGACCUCCCAACAAUGACCAUGAGCCAGCCCGUCCAUAUCCCUUCAACGAUCCACUAGCGGCGCCUCCAGGUCCUCGACGACCCCUGCCAGAGCCCAUCCCAGGAUUCGAGGAUGAAUACGAGGUCAAUCGCCCUCCGCGCAGUAGAUUAAGAGACGACCGCUUCCCAGCAGGCUUGGGCCAUGACGAUCUGUAUCCACCGGGACUAGGUCCUCAUGAUCCCCUUCGACCAUACCUUGGCGGUGCCCCCUCAAGGCCAGGCGGAGUUGGUGGGGGAAUGCAUCCUACGUUCGACGAUCCUCUGUUUGGUGGUCAAGGCGGCCAAGGAGGAGGCUAUGAUCCUAUGGCACCACCAGGCUCGCGCUACGAUCCAAUCGGACCGGGCGGGGCGCCUCGAGACAAUAGAGGAGGAGGAACUCGAUUUCUAGGGGGUGGUGGCAGUGGAUUAGGGGGGCCUGGUGGACAGCCGCCAAAUCCUUUCAGUGGCUUCGGAGAUGGAGAUUUCCUUUAGGCGUGAUCAGGCGUCGAACACAAUAUGGAACAAACGAGUGGGACACUUUACGAUGUGCAUAAAGAAAAUCUUCUAGUGUAUUUAUAGUUCUGACCGAAAUUUAUGAGGGUGGAAGGAAUUCACAACGUGAGACGCCUUUAUCUUAUCUCACAGAGAGGUUAGGAAUUUACAACAUGUUUCUCCCGCCUAAGGAGGCUCAGCCCUGCGCCUUCUCGACCUGAAGGAUUCAGACGAGGGUUCUUAGACUCUAGAUGUUGGGACUCUAAAACGACCCUGUAGAUACAAUGACAAUCCUAGCUCCCAAAAUAAU
Molecule: messenger RNA, 1558 nt
Organism: Lindgomyces ingoldianus
Lineage: Eukaryota; Fungi; Ascomycota; Dothideomycetes; Pleosporales; Lindgomycetaceae
Exons: 2
Coding region: 94-1248 (384 amino acids)
Biological process (GO): proteasome-mediated ubiquitin-dependent protein catabolic process
Molecular function (GO): proteasome binding; endopeptidase inhibitor activity
Source: RefSeq, a predicted model, not a curated record